Messenger RNA from Uranotaenia lowii, 3743 nucleotides. RefSeq names its product zinc finger protein 62-like. Gene Ontology annotation, molecular function: RNA polymerase II transcription regulatory region sequence-specific DNA binding; DNA-binding transcription factor activity, RNA polymerase II-specific; zinc ion binding. The coding region runs from base 412 to 3675 and encodes 1087 amino acids. Gene Ontology annotation, cellular component: nucleus. Lineage: Eukaryota; Metazoa; Arthropoda; Insecta; Diptera; Culicidae. Gene Ontology annotation, biological process: regulation of transcription by RNA polymerase II. The transcript is spliced from 10 exons. The record is from RefSeq and is a predicted model, not a curated record.
UUGUUGACAUCUUCGUACCUAGUAAGAUUUUCACGAUUUUCACCGAAUUUCUCGGAAUACAAAGUUGUCUGGUAUAUUUUUCAGAAUAAGUAAAAUAAGUGUAAUUGUUCGAAAAAAUUCUCGUCAAAAAACUUGAUAACAGAAAAAAACAAUAUAAAUCAAAAUAGUCUAUUCAAAGACAUUUUGAACUUAACUACUUGAUGAAGAACCAGCAUCUGUCUACCUGAAGGCGUCAAGUUUAGUAAAAAAUCUCCAACUUCGUUGCGAACAUAACGAUUAAAGUCAUCAUGGUUGCGAUAACAUAAAUAAUUGCGUUUUAUAUUACAUAGUUUAAUAGUGGACAGCUUAUCAAUAGCAAUUGCAAUUGAUACGUUCAAAACAAUAUUCUAAGCGUUAUUCAAUUGAGUCACGAUGUCGCUCGAUUGUUGUAUCGCAUGUACCAGGGUAGUGGAACCCAGCUUAAUGCGUUCAGUGUCAGAUAACAAAUUAACUCAACACGCGUUGACGCAACAUUUUUGGUUCAAGGAUAUUGAGCUCAUAUCUGCCGUUUUAUGUUCCAGUUGCUGGAAACAAAUCGAAGACUUCCACACCUUUUACAGUGAGAUAAAAAAGAUUCACUUUCCACUGGCAGAGGAUGAUAAAUCUGCUAGUGAUGAACCGGUGGAAAUAAAAGAGGAACCGAUCGUCUUGGCGGACCACCAGGAAGAAAUCUUCACAGUGAAGUCGGAAUCGCUUGAUGUGCAGAUCGAAAAUCUUUACCCGUCUGAUGUAGGUGGUUCAGAUAAUGAAAGAUUUGAUGUAAUCAAAGGAAAGGUCGAGUCUGAAAUAAUAGAAGACUUGGAGCAACCGGUGGAUGAAUACGCAUUUGAAGAAAAUUAUCAUUUUGAAUUGAAUGAAAAACGAGAGGAGACUAACAUAGACGGCGAAGCAGAGAUUAAUGUGUUACAGAUAACACCAAAAAAGCGUGGACGGAAGCCCAAAUAUCCUGACGGUCCACCUAAGAGAGUGAGGAAAAGGCCACAAACCGAAGCUUCGAAACGGUUUCAGAAAGACAACGAACUGUUGCGUAAGCAUUUUGAUCUGAAAUGCGACACCUGCAAGGCAGAGUACCCAACUUUUGCUCAGCUUAACAACCAUUCCUUGGAAGCGCAUAGCAAACAGGUACACGUAUUCUGUUGCAACCUGAAGUUCAGAUGCCGUAACCGACUUGUUCAGCAUUUGUGGUUCCACCUGAACCCGGAGCGAUAUCGAUGCGAACCGUGUAACCGUCAGUUUCCCAACGCGGAAGCGUUCAAGGCUCACAACCAAACUAUACAUCUGUCAGCGAAUGCGGAAAAAACUUUCCAGUGUGAGCUGUGUCCGCGGGUCUAUCCAAACAUGAGAGGACUCACCAUACACCUGCGCUACCAUCGGCAACUGAACGAAAGCGGCUGGCACUGUGAUCCCUGCGAUAAGCAUUACAAAACCAAAGCGGGCUGGAUGGAGCACAUGAAGACCAAACACAGCACCUCCCAGAAACACCUGUGUCACAUAUGUGCCAAAAGCUUCCAGGAUACCGGCUGUUGGAGGAGACACAUGGAAAAGCAUGAAAACAUCACCAAGGAACGGGAAGAGCGGGCACAGUGCGAUGAAUGCGAUAGUUGGAUUGUGAAAAGUAACAUGCACAAGCACAAGAGGAUUCAUUCGGGCAGUAAAACGUGCAACGAGUGUGGUCAAGUUUGUCCCAAUGCCCUUUCUUUGCAGUAUCACAGAACACAGCACAAAAAGCAGUUGCUGCCCUGCACGGUGUGCGAAAAAACAUUCAAAAACCCUGUUAUUUUGAGGGAACACAUGGCAGCACACAACGGGGAAAGGUUGUACUCGUGUGAUUUUUGCGACAAAACGUUCAACUCCAAUGCCAAUAAGGCAUCGCACCGGAAGAAGAAACACCCUCGGGAGUGGAUGGAACUGAAGCUGCAGAAGGACCCUACUAUGCCGGAGGCAAAACGGUUGAAGAUAAUACAGGAAAUGGAAAGCGCCAGAUCACUUUUACAAAGUUUUUAUGUGCCGGGGUUCUUUUUAAAUUUAAAUUUAAAGCUAGGAGUAACUGCUACAAUGUCCCUCGAGAAUUGCAUCGCGUGUACCAAGACGGUGAAACCUGACUUAAGGCGAUCAGUGGCAGAUAACAAAUCCACCCAACAGGCUUUGGCGAAACAUUUUUGGUUCGAGAAACAGGAGUUCACAUAUGCAGUCCUGUGUUCGAUUUGUUGGAAACAAAUUGAAGACUUCCAUACAUUUUACUGUGAGAUAAGAAAAAUUCACUUCCCAAAGUCAGAACCCAACGAACUUGUUAGUGGUCAAUCGAUUCGAAUAAAAGAAGAACCUAUCGGCGGGGCGGAACAUCAUGAAGAAAUUUUUGCAGUGAAAGCGGAAAUGCUGGAUGUGCAGAUAAAAAAUGAUUGUAUUUCGGAUGAUGAACGAUUUGAAGGUGUCGAACGAACGAUUGAGUCUGGAACAAUAGACAACAUAGAGCAACCAAUAGACGGAAACGAAUCUGAUGAAAUUGAUCAAAUUGAAUCGGACGAAGAGCCCCUUGAAGGAGAAUCAGAUGAUGAUUCCAGUCAGAAAUCAACGAAAAUGCUUGAGCAAAAGUCUAAACCCCCAGGCGGUCCACCUAAGAAUAUUAAGAAAAACCCACAAAGCGACAAAUUAAAACAAAAGGAGGACAACGAGCUUCUGCGCAAACAUUUUGACCUUAAAUGCGACACUUGUGAAGAGAAGUACCCCACGUUUGUCCAGCUGAAAAACCAUUCGCUGCAGACUCAUAACAAGAAGGUGUACGUUUUCUGUUGCAAUAAGAAGUUCAGCAGUCGCCAUCGACUUCUGCAGCACAUGUGGUUCCAUCUCAACCCGGAACGCUUUCGAUGCGAACCGUGCAAUCGUCAGUUUCCCAACGGCGAGUCGCUCAAAGCUCACAACGAAAAUAAACACCUGGAGGCAGAGAAAACGUUCCAAUGCCAUCUCUGUCCGCGAGCCUAUCCCCACAGGAGAGGUCUUGGGAUACAUCUGCGCUAUCAUCGGCAGCUGCUGAGCGAAAACGGGUGGCGCUGUGAUCUCUGUGAUAAACAGUACCAAAGCAAAAUGGGUUGGCUGAAGCACAUGGAGACCAAGCACGGUAACUCCCAGAAACAUUUGUGUCACAUUUGUGCGAAAGGGUUUCAAGAUACCGGCUGUUGGAAAAAGCACAUGGAAAAGCACGAAAACGUCAAUCAGACACCGGAAGAGCGGGCCAAGUGCGAUGAGUGCGACAGUUGGAUUGUAAAGAGUAACAUGCGUAAGCACAAGAUGAUUCACUCGGGAAGUAAAACGUGCCAAGAGUGCGGUCAAGUUUGUCCCAGUGCCCUCUCGUUGCAGUACCACAAGGCGCAGCACAAGAAACAGCUGUUGUCCUGCACGGUGUGUGACAAAACUUUUAAGAAACCUGUUAAUUUGAGGGAACACAUGGCAGCGCACAACGGGGAAAGGCUGUACUCAUGUGAUUUUUGCGAUAAAACUUUCAACUCUAACGCUAACCAAGCGUCGCACCGAAAAAAGAAACAUCCCAGAGAGUGGAUGGAAUUGAAGCUGAAGGAGGACCCUUCGAUGCCCGAGGGCAAACGUUUGAAGAUUAUCCAAGAAAUGGAGAGUCUUUUGUAAACAAAAUGUCCGAUAAAAUUGCAUUCAAUGUCAAUUCUUAGCUAAACAGUAUCCGAAUGUCAUGUAGU